AUGAACACAACGAUUGGAUUGUACCUUUGUCUGGCUUUCUGUAGCCUCCUGCUUCUUAACUUUUCCACACAGUGUCUGGCCUUCCCCAGAAUGGAAAGGAGGGAGAUAGCACAUCUGCAUGGGGAAAAAAGGCAGUCUGAGAGCAUGAACAAAGAAGAUCUAGACAACAGCUCCCAAACUACAAAACAGAUGCUCCAGCUGAUGGUCUCUGAAGAGCCAGUGGUAGUGUCAGAAGGGCCCUUAGUAACGUUGUUAGCCAGCUUGUCCCCUAUUAAUGAAGGUGCCCGUCCUGUAGAAGCAAAGGCCACACAGCCAAGUGGACCUGCUGUUCAUACUCCUACGGAGCCAAUGGUCACUACAGGUGAGGCAUCACGUGGCUCCAGUCAGCCUGAGAGAACAUCUUCUGAAACCACACUUUCUAAAGCUGUGUUAGCUGUCACUGUCACUGCUGUGGCUUCUCUGAAUACUGAUGCCAAGGGCAUUCUGCCCAUUGAAGAAGUGGCCCCAGAAGCAACACAAAGCUUUCUGAAAUAUUUGGAUGGUCAACUACUUGCACCUGAAAAUCAGGAAGAAGUUAGUCUGGGAUACUCAUCUUCAUCCUCUGAAAAUACUACAGAAAUCCUAACCCCUAAUCUGAGGAUUGAGGACGUUAGAGUGGCUACAGACCACAGGACAACGUUUCUUCCUGGUAUGGAGCCCACUGCAGGCACUGGAUCUGAAAGUCUCACUCCGGACAGAUCGAGAACUCCUCAGAUAACAGCUGAUAAGACCCAGACUUCUGCCACCAAGCAUUGGCUUGUAACUUCCGAGGAUGUUCUGAGUGUUGGAUCAGAAACUGACAGCCUGCCUGGAACCCCAGAAGUCACAGCCACUGUCAACACAGCUAUUCCAACCACUUCUGUCUUAAGUGAUGAGUGGGAUGACACUAAAUUAGACAGGAUAAGCCAGAUACGGACCCUGAAUUUUGGAGAUAGCACAGAGGCUCAGGAGAAACUGAAAACAUCUCAAGUCACCCAUGAUGGUGUGGAAGGGACCGAGCCAUCAACAGGGGCUGCAGAUAGGGCUCCAGGGCUGCCUGAAGGGGAAACCCACACAGGCACAGCUCGUCUGAUAGCACAUGAGGAUGAGAGAUCAGCUAUCCUCACUGAUCAGAGUUCCCUUACUCCCACAAGUCCCAUGGAAGAGGCGAGUGUUCCAGCUGUAAGCCUGUUCCAGAAUACAGCAGACUUCACAGAACCCACUCCAGAAAAUGAUGCCAUAUUUUCCUCAGAGACUGUUGUUUCUACAUUAGGAUAUGAGUUGGAUACACGUCAGCCAUUGGGAAACACAUUUAAAGACAUCAUGACUCAAGAGAUGACCACAGCUGUUCAAGAAACAGAUGCUACUUUACCACUGGUGACACAAGAACAGGUUUCUACACUUGAGGCUGCCAGAGCAGCUGGUGAGACCACAGAAGGAGAAGAGUCUCCCUCACCCAUAUCUGAUGCUCCUGGUGCCACCCAGCAGUCAAGACGAUCGGAACCUGUGGACUCUGUGGUUUCAAUCACAGAUGUACCUUUAUCCUUCAAAGUUGCUACUACUGUGGAAGAACUAAUGAACACAGUGACAGAACCAAGUGAGGAGUUGUUCACUUCAAUUUUGGGCUCUCCAGUGUCCUCCCCUGGAAUAACGGAGGAGGUGACCAGUGUUCCAGUGGUACUUCCUGCCUCUGAUACCUCCUCUGAGAGAAGAACUGUUGUUCCAUCCAUAAAUCGAGUUAAUACAAUGGCUACAUAUGGCCUGGAUCAACUUGAAUCUGAAGAAGGAGAAGAAGAUGAGGAUGAGGAUGAGGAAGAUGAAGAAGAGGAAGACGAGGAGGAAGAUGAGGAAGAUAAAGAUGCCGAUUCCAUGGAUGAGCGCUUGGACAGUGACGCUGAGCUGCCUGGGUUUACUCUCCCUGGCAUCACAUCUCAGGAGCCUGGCUUAGAGCAGGGGCACAUGGGCCCGUUGGAGAGAGUCACCUACCAGGUGCCAAAUGCCAUUGAGUGGGAACAGCAGAAUCAAGGCCUGGUGAGAAGUUGGAUGGAAAAACUCAAAGACAAGGCUAGCUACAUGUCUGGGAUGCUGGUACCUGUAGGAGUUGGGAUAGCUGGAGCCUUGUUCAUCUUGGGAGCCCUCUACAGCAUCAAGGUUAUGAAUCGCCGACGGAGAAAUGGCUUCAAAAGGCAUAAAAGAAAGCAGAGAGAAUUCAACGGCAUGCAAGAUCGAGUAAUGCUGUUAGCCGACAGCUCUGAAGAUGAAUUUUGA
Molecule: messenger RNA, 2286 nt
Organism: Elephantulus edwardii (Cape elephant shrew)
Lineage: Eukaryota; Metazoa; Chordata; Mammalia; Macroscelidea; Macroscelididae
Product: chromosome unknown open reading frame, human C14orf37
Exons: 7
Coding region: 1-2286 (761 amino acids)
Source: RefSeq, a predicted model, not a curated record